Molecule: messenger RNA, 8842 nt
Organism: Oryctolagus cuniculus (rabbit)
Lineage: Eukaryota; Metazoa; Chordata; Mammalia; Lagomorpha; Leporidae
Gene: ANKRD33B
Product: ankyrin repeat domain 33B
Molecular function (GO): protein binding
Source: RefSeq, a predicted model, not a curated record
GCCCCAUACCCACCCCUCCCAGGGUCUCCUGGACCAAGCUGCGAGCCACAGCUGGCCCGGGUUCUGCGGACCCCUUCCCUCCGGGCUUGGAUCCCUUGGUGGCAGCCGCGAGCCCCCAGUUUGGAGGACACGGUCCUAGGGGGCACCGGAUUCUCCGGUCUCAACUCCGCCGCAGUCCGGGUGGAGUCGGCUCCCGGGCAGUGAGGACACUGGCCCCGCGGGUCUCGGGACCUGACGCCCGCGGCGGGGGCGCGCCUCUUGGAGACGCUGGAAGCCACCUCGGCCUUCGGCGUCCCGCGACCCCCGCUCCCGCCCCAGCCCCGGCGGGCGGAGGGAGGGGCGAGCACUCGCCGCCGCCCGCGACCCGGUUCUCGGCGUCUUCGCUGCUCGUUUCGCUUCUCUUGCGCGUGCUUUUUCUGCUCCGGGCGCACCGCUCAGCGCUCGGGCCGGAGAGACGCGCCGCCAACCGGGGCCCGGGCGGGCGUCUCCCCCGCGCGGCCGCCCCGCCCGCCCGCGCACGCACGCACGCCUGGAAAGCCCCCGCGGCUCCUCCCCGCCCCGGGGCUUUUCUCCGGCCGCCCGGGACUUCUUAGCGAGCACAGCCGCCAGGCGCUCGUGUCCGCUGGGCUGCAGCGCGCGGGCCGCGGCUUCUCCCGGGAUUCAGGGGGCGAAGAGCGGUGACCCCGGUGCGCGCUCCGCGCCCGCGUCUACCCGCCCGCGCCCCGGCCCCCGGCCCGCGUCCCGGCCGCCAGCAUGGUGCUGCUGGCCGGGCCCGGGCCGGAGGGCGGCGGGGCGCGCUGCGUGUCCCCGCAGCCGCUGACCCCACCUCGGGGCACGGAGGCCGACGAGGAGCUAGGGGAGUAUGAGGAGUACGAGGACUUCUCCAGCCUGCCGGACACCCGCAGCAUCGCCUCGGACGACUCCUUCUACCCUCCGGGAGGCGAGGAGGAGUUCGGCGCCCCGAGCGACGACAGCGUCCAGGAGGGCGUCCCGGAGACGGCGACCAUCCUGCGCGCCGCCUGCGCCAACGACGUGGGGCUGCUGCGGGCGCUGGUGCGGCGGGGGCCGUGCGUGGACGAGGUGCAGGAGACGGACCGCAACGGCCGGACCGGCCUUAUUGUCGCCUGCUAUCACGGCUUUGUGGAUGCCGUGGUGGCCUUCGCCGAGUGCCCCCACGUUGAUGUCAACUGGCAGGACAACGAGGGGAACACGGCCCUGAUCACGGCUGCCCAGGCAGGGCACGCCACCAUCACCAGCUACCUGCUGAACUACUUCCCGGGCCUCGACCUGGAGAGGAGGAACGUGUUUGGCUUCACGGCCCUGAUGAAAGCUGCCAUGCAGGGCCGCACGGACUGCAUCCGCGCCCUGAUGCUCGCAGGGGCAGAUGUGCACGCGAAGGACCCCCGACGCGGGAUGUCGCCCCAGGAGUGGGCCGCUUACACAGGCCGGGCCGAGGCUGUGCGUCUCAUGCGUAGGCUGCUGGAGCGCCCCUGCCCGGAGCAGUUUGGGGAAUCCUACAAGCCGGAGCUGCCGCUGCCGCCCGUGGGAGCCCCGAAGCCGGCAGGCUCCAAAAGCUGCUUGCAGAGGCUUGCCGAGUGCCUGCGGUUCUCGCUGUCUUCCCGCUCCGCCCCAGGCCUAGAGGACGGAGGGGUCCUUGACCACAUGGUGAGGAUGACCACGAGCCUCUACAGCCCCGCUGUGGCCAUCGUCUGCCAGACCGUGUGCCCCGAGGACCCCCCGUGCGUGGGGAAACGGCGGCUGGCGGUGCAGGAAAUCCUGGCAGCACAGGGGGCCCAAGCCGCCGGUGGCCCCGAGAGGAGCCCACAGCCGCAAUUCCGGACCUCACAGGCCACGGGCGACUCGCAGGAAGGGGUGCCACUGGCCAGCCUGCGGCGAGCCAGCCACGCCGUCCCCCGCAAGGCCAGCCUGCUGCAGCUCCUGCGGCGCAGCAGCGUGCGGCCUGGUGUCGUGGUGCCCCGAGUGCGCAUCAGCAAGGCACCCGCGCCCACCUUCCAGCCUGAGCGGGCAGCGGGCAAGGGCAGCACCAAGGACAGCGCCCACCUGCAGAUCCCCAAGUGGCGGUACAAGGAGGCCAAGGAGGAGAGGAAGAGGGCGGAGGAGGCGGAGAAGCAGCGCCAGGCAGAAGCGCAGAAGGAGAGGCGGGCGCCGCGCUGGAGGAAAAGGACGUGACGGCGCGGGCUGUGUGCGGGCAGCUUGCGGAAGGGUGCACCUGCGCCUGCGGGGCGCGUGCGCGGGAACCGUGCCCCUCCCAGGACCCAUGAAGCUGUCCGUGUUUCUAUGCUGUGUGCUCAGGCUGCUCCCAGGAGGGAAUCACAUUUGCUCAGGGCUGAUUCCGCUAGCAAUCCAGACACCUCGUGGGCCAUCUGCCUGGAGGUCUCCCAUUGGAGCACCCCAAGGAACGAUUUUCAAGAGCAAUUUAUCAGAGGGCAUUUUUUUUUUCAGAAGUUUUGUAUUUUUAAUCAGAAUCAAAUUCAGAGCAUUAUACAGACAACGGGGCUCUUUGUACUGAAGGCGGUGUUACUACGUUUGUUUGUCUGAAGGUUUUAAGAUAACUGUUACCAGAGCGAGGCCUGUGACAGUGUGAGUUCACAUGGAUCUGUGGGAACCCCGUCCCCUUUUGCAGUUGGUUUCUUGUUGGUGCAGGAGGGCACUGGGUAUUCUGAUUUCUUUAUGUGAACAUUUGUUUCUCUUUGAGGGAAUUGUUGACUUUUAUAGCAAAAUGAUAGAGUGAGACAGAGGGAUCAGAUUUCAUUGUAUCUUAUUUUUAAAACUUUUACCCGUAGAGUAAUAAUAAUGCAGAAAGUUGCCAAAUUAUGAAACAGUGUGUAGAUCAACAGGUAUUUAUUGCUAGAACUAUAUGCACUUUAAGCAAGGGAUUUUAGAUAAACUGUAUACAGGCUCUUUAACAUUUAAAAACAUAGAAAUGAGAGAAAAAAGUCACCUAAUCAAUUGAGGGCCUAUUUGAUAAGUGAUGACCAGAAAGGUGAAAUUUAGUUAUGUGAUAUAGAUGUAAAGAUAGCUAGGAACCCCCAUAGCACACACUGCUGAAGUGGGGAGGGUGAUUAGGAUUGGGAGGUGGUAGGCAAAUGUGUUGCAGGCCGAGUUUCCCCAAGCAGACAGGGUGCCCCUUUUGGCCAAGUCUUCCCAAGUGGACAGGGUGCCCCUUUCUGUCAAGUCUCCCCAAGCAGACUGGGUGCCCCUUUUCUCAAGAUGCAAGUCCAGAGACUGCCUCCUGUGGGGACUGCUUUGAGUUUUCCUCUGGUGGUUGCCCCAGUUUUCCGCUCAUCUGCAAGACAGCUUUAUAGAAUUCCCCAGGUGUGGGUUUUGCUGAUUUUCUCGGGUGCCCAGCUCUCAGUGGGAGUUUUUUGUCCAUACUUUUAUCUCCAGUGUUGAGAGCUGCUAAUGAAUCUCUGGCCAUCUGGAUUUGACAUUUUCUGCCGCAUAGACACUAUAUUUAAAUAUUUAGUUUAAGGAGUUGGAAGCCAUAGAUUUAAAAUAUUGUGGACUGAUUUGGAAGUGCUCCACUGUAACCCUAGCCAUGUUGUGAUGUGCACCUGUCUGUCUCAUGCAGAUGGGGGGAGGGUGGGGGUGCUGGCUUCUCCUUGUUUCUCCCCUUGAGCAGAUUUCAGGCCCUGAGCAGUCAGGGAUUUCACACCAGCUUCUCCCCGCACUCCAUUCAGCUGGGUGUCAGCCUGUACCCAGUCUGUGGGGAGACUGUGGGGUGUGAUGAAGAGACAGGGUUUAAAAUAAGUUUCCAGGAAGCGCCUUCUCAACUCCACAGAGAUGCAUCUGCCUUGAGAACCCCUGACAGUAGUUGGGUCACCCUUGGAGGGCGUGAGGGCUGUGACUGCCCCUGGCCGUUUUUGGAGGGGGUCCUUUCUGUGUCCCCCAGAAUCGUGGCAUCUUCCUGCCUUGUGUACACAAUCCCCAGGCUGGUCCCGAGCCCCACAUUCACUUCUGUGGGCUGAGGACCCAGCAGGGCAGUGCCAGUGGUCUGGAAUCUGUGGUUCUCCAUGGUGGCUGACCUUGAGAACAGCGAGAGCCCCUACCCUAUUGUGCAAGGUCUCACGGGGCUGGGGGAGCCACGCCCUGGGGUUUUCCUGAAGCCCCCAGGCCCCUACACACUGCAGCCUGCAUUGAGAACUGUGAUUUCUCCACAUCAGGUGGUGAGAGGCCCUCGUUGCUGUUAUGGUGGUCUUUUCAGGAUGCCCAUCUUGAGCCCCCACAAAGGGUUACUGGUUGGAGCAACCAGUGUCAGGUGAUCGGCAUGGGCGGACUCUGGAUGUUGGAAUUCCCAUCCAUUUCCACCGUGGAAGUUUGCACUGGGAAUGGUACGGAGCCCUCCGCCCCUACUGAGACCUUGGAUCUCUGCUGCCUGCUACUCAGAAGUAUGCAUUUCUGGCCCCACCCAUCCCUCUACCUCAUCACAACCCAUUUUGAGAGUCGGGGACUGUGCACACAUGGGGUCUCACUGGAGUGACAGCCAAGGACUGUUCUGAGCUGGGCCUUCCCCUGUGAGUUCCAGCCUUGGCCGGGUGCACAGGACCUGCUGGGGUGGCAUGGGUGUAUCCCAUGAUCUCAGGGUCUGCAAAAACAGCUGUAGAGAUACGUGCAUUUACAAAAGCCUGCAAAGCCAGCAAGUGUGGGUCAGCUCAGUGAUUUCUUUGGCCAGCCCGACAGUGGACUUGCCACUUGCCCUACUAUGUGGGAGCUGCUACGAUCUGGCUGGCAUUGGGUACUGUGAAGGAGACUGACAGGUGCCAGGGGAAGUCUCGCUUCCUGGGGAGCUUGCUGUGGGCUUUGGGAGCAAAAGGGAAUGUGAAAACCCGCAAGACCCCAAUGCGGGAAGGGCUGUUCGAGCUGGAGGGCAGACUUUGCCCAGUCCCGCUCUGCAGAGCUGAGUGGCAUCGGUGGCUGCCUGCGGGAUGCUUUCGGUCUCAUGAGAUGGGGAGGCAGGGGCCAGGUGGCUGCUGCAGCUCUACGUGAGAUAGCUUGCGCAGGGUCUCCUUUUGGCAGCAGCCUUGCCGGCAGAGGAAUGUUGGGAAGCAAGGAGAGCGUUAUCAGCCGCUUUGUUCUCUCUCCUGUUGCCUUUGGAAUGGGCAGGAGGAGGUGCAAGCAGGUCGGGAGAGGAGUGCAGGAGUCAGCAGAGGGGUCAGCAGGGUGGCCUCUGGAGUUAUCACCCCUCACCCCGGGGAUUCGCAGGAGCUCCAGGACACGGGCCCCAGGAGAGGAGGGGGCUGUGGGUCUUUUCUGGGCGCCCCUUGCAGAGGAGUGAACAGAUGAGCCACCUGAAGGGCUCAUGGGGUUAGUGCAAGGUCUGUUUUAGGCUCAAGAUCAUGGUCAUCUCACUUUGGAGAAAAGAUUUCCCAGAGCAGAUGAGGUGGUCUGGUACCCAGGAUGGAGUCAUGCACCUGCCACGCUCCAAGGAUGUUUUUCAGCUUCGGGCUUUUCUGUUGCUUUCCGCAGCUGCAUUUACUCACUGUGAAGGGUGGCGCUCCCUGCACACACCCCUUCCUGUGUCAUUCAGGGGGCCACUGCCUUAGUGUUGCCUCCGACUUCGUCGUGUUUGCUCUCUGCCAUCUGCUUCAGCAUCUCUCUGCUCCUCAUUGGCCUUUUUUGCCUGUGCCCUUCUUUGGGUUGGGCUGAAUUCCUUGAUCAUCUGUGGCUCAGAGUCCCUGCCGUGUCACCAAGUCGUGACUUCCACGUCCCCAAGACACAGUCCAACCCGCCCCCAGCCCACAGCCCCUUUUUCCAGGAGGUUCCUGACCUGCGAUGGAGGGGUCUCUGCUCGCUCCCCUGAUGUUCAUUAACUGUAAAUAGUGAAUUUCAAGUUGACAGGUACUUCUCAGGGAUUUAUACAUAAACGUAGUUAGGGGAGAAGGUGAGGUAUAGCCUAGUGCAUCUUAGCGUUUGCGUACAUGAGGAUGGAACGGGACAGAAGGACGGUGUCACGGCUGCUGACCGGAAGUGAGAUGCCUGCUGACCCCUCGGACAUCCUGGGUGAUGGAGCUGGGGCUCUGGCAGCUGAGGGAUGUUUAGGGGGACAUGCAGGUGCCCAGGGUCUUCAGCUGCCCCUGGUGGAUGCAUGCUUUGUCUCAACAGCAACAAACCCCACUCUGUGGGCGGGAUGACUGGUAAUGCAGGUGGCCGCUCAUGGCUUUGGCCUGCGGGGCUGACGCUGGGAUAUGUGGGAUGCCCAUGGCCAUCUUCUCUGCCGGCCUCUGUGAACAGCAUCCCGCCGUCAGCCCAGUGCUGAACCUGCCAGGCUGGAGCAGGGCAGGGCUCUGCGCCUUUUUCUUCUCCAGCUCCCCCGCAGCUCCUGCAGCCCUGGACGCCUCAGCCUCGCGUGGUCCCAGCUGCCGCCCCCGACAUGCAGGCCUCGUUCUGUGGGACAAGGUGGAGUUCCUGGUGCUGGCUGCAGAUGGGUCUGUGCGUGAGGAAGGGUCUGCUCCGCCACCUCUUCCCUGGUCGCUGCAGGAGGGGCGCAGCUGUUGUGGAUGUGACAGAAGCUCUCGACCGGGACAGACCCCAGGCCCGCAACAGUCCCCAGACAGUUGGGAAGCCCCAGAGAUACCCGUUAUGGAGAAACACGUGGCAGAGAGUGAACAAACUAGCCUGCACUGAGAGUGGCCAUGGUGCUGCUGGCUGGCAGGAGCACUGAGACUCUGGCCCAUGCUGCCCGGAGCGGGGAGGCAGUGCUCUCGCUGACCUUGGACCCCGCCUUUGCUCUGUGCAGGGAGGCGUGGCUCUGCUCUCCGAGGUGCGCCUGCUCCACAGUGGUCGGAGCUCCUCACCGCUUGCCUUUCCCGGGACAAAACACCAGUCUUUCUCUCUCACCGUAUCUGGGAGACUCCAGUGUGCUCCCCAUGUGUGUGCUCUGCAGCUGCCCUCCACCGUGGGCCACUUGCUGGAUUCUGCCCUGGAGGUGGGUGCUCGUCUUUUGGAAGACCUCCCGGGGUAUGUCUCUGCUGCCUGCCCCUCGGCGUCCACCCCAGACGGCUCAAGUUAGCUCCUUUCCGCCGGGCAGCCUCCUGGAGGGCAGGUGGAACCUUGGUCACGAGAGCGCCUGAUGGAAACACUUCUGGUUUGUGACAGCAGCUGGGACCCGGUGAAUGACCACUGCGGGGUGGGUGCUGUCAUCUCCGUGAACUUGCCGAAAGGCAGUUCCAGCAGCUCUGAGGCUGUCUCCUCAAGUCUGCACCUCUUCCCAGUGCGUUCGCGAUUUGUUUUAUGCACCUUUCUGACCGAGUCAGCUGCUCAGCGUCUGUGCCCGUGAAGUUCUGUGUGUGUUCGUUAACAUUUUAAAUAAGUGACUAGAGAAAUUCCUCUGGAGGGGUUUUUGUAAGAAGGCAGAAAGGAAACCUACCUGAAUGCAUUUGACUAGUUUUUUGAGCCACUCAGUUGAACGCAAGUGCUGCAGACACAAUUUCUGCACUCUGACCCAGCCUGAAAUGAGACUUAUGAAAGGCACAGCCCCUGCUGUGUUCUGACAGUCCUCAGCAGCGGCUGCACCAGCGUGGACAGUGUUUUAUAAGGGGGAGUGUAUGCACACGCAUGUGUGCUGAAGGGAGACCCAGCCUUGUGCUUUGCCGUGGCCCCUGGGAAAUUCUAGGUGUGAGCUGCUCCAGUGGUGUGUGUUCAGUCAGACUGCACAGCUGGAGGACCCACUGGUAGCGUCCCAGCCAAUGUGCCAUUAAUGUGGCCAGAGUUGACACAGCCCAAGCUGUGAUGCCCCAACCACCUCGUGUGGACCUUUGCCAGCAGGUCUGGGUCAUGACUGCCUUUGACAAGCAUUGGCCACGUGGAGGGGCCCAGACCCAUGGGGAUGUCCCCUGUGGAGACCUCCACCAGGCAUCCAGCCCACAGCCCCAGGUAAGCCCAGAAUCAACGUCGUACCCUGAAGAAACCCAGAUUUCUCAAGUCUGCCCGAAUGUUAGCUCCUCUGAUCAACGUUCUCACAGUCUCAUGUUUUGAGAGGCACCAUUGCAUUGUACUGUGGCAUUCUUCUACUGUUUUUAAAGAACAGGUGGGAGAGAAGCAGGAAAGGAAACUGGCCAUGCAGCUCGCACAGUGGCCCAUGUUGAGUGGCUGGAUUUGUCUGGUGGGGGAUGUCGUCAUGGAGUCUCCCUCAUGCCAACGUUUAGCAGAAGUUCUGGAAGCUAUUGUAGAACUGUACAACUAUGUGUGCUUGCUGGCAGCCAUGAAAGGGUACCCCAGACCCUGCCAUGUGACCGGCAGCCCCAAGAGGCCCUGGAGCAUCCGAAGGACUUGGAAUGCUGUGCCCUGUCCCAGCGAGCAUGGAAAGCUAACCUUAAUGGAGUUCUCAUUGGUCAAAAGCCAGUUCUGCCUGCCACGUGCUGGGUGGCCGAGGACCCGUGCUUUGAGCAGCGGUACUUUGUGACAGCAGCAGAAUGGACCGGGGUCAGCUCUGGGUUCUGAGUGUAACGCUGUUUUCGUUGUCCUGUAUCUCUCACAUCAUGCUGUGAAGGUGUUGACUACGACUGUGACUGUAUACACUUCAGAGAGCUUUAUUUUGAGUGAGCAUUUUGUUAGGGUUUAUAAAAGAUAUUUUCCUAUUUAGACCUCAGGGCUAUUUUGGGAUCCACGAUGAAAUGUCACCCCAGCAGCUUCAAUUCUCAAAGGGGCGAUCGCCUUUCUGUGAAAUACGAUGUCAUGUUAUUUCCAGGAAAGACUGUGUUUUUCCUUUUUAACUUCUAACCAGUUCUGUGUCUGAUGUUUUAAAAGGAUGUAAGAGAGAUGUCCUAAUGUAAAGAACUGGGAAAAUUAUGGCUAAAGAAUUAAAAACCACUUGCAAAAUAAA